AUGUCGCAGCCUGUCGGGCCAGAUGCCGGCGGCGGCCUGCCGGCCGACGCCCCGGGCCCCGGGCUGCCGCGUGCCUUCUUCGACUCGGCCCGGUCGCUGUUGCUGACCAACGGCGGUCCGUCGGCUCGGGCCGGGGGUCCCGGGCCGGACUUGGUCAUGGGCGACAACGACGCGGCGUCCUUCCUGUCGGCCUCCUCGCACGCGGCCAGCAUCUUCUCCCUCGGCGACGGGGUCGCCCUGCCGGGGCUCUGCCACGGGGACAUCAUCGCCCUGCAUGUGGAUUCCGAUGUGACGCCCAUCACGCAGCACGCGUGGGGCAUGAUGAGCACGGUCGGCCUCAUCGACACGCGCUGCAUCGUCCAGCCCUCGCGCGCCAGCCCGGCCGAGCUCCGGGGCUCUGGUCCCCCGCUCCCCGGGUACUUCCGCGACUCGCUCUUCCGCGUGUGCCCGGUCAAGCGGUACUCCGCGCAGAAUCAAUACUCGACGGCCAAUGCCCGGCUCAACGCCGCGGCCGUGCCCACCGAGGCCGGGGACAUUUCCCAGCUGUCGGGCGGGUCGAACUUCUCCGACAUCGUGGUCAUGAAGAAGCUCCAGCACGCGGCCGAGCAGGAGCGUCGUCUAAAUGAGUCCGAGGAGUCCUCCUUCCUCGGCGCGCCGGUCGUCUACGGCCAGCAGCUCCAGCUGCGCCAUGUCAAGAGUCACAAGUAUCUGGCCGCCGAGCGACGCCUGCCGGCCCUGCUGGAGAAGAACUCCAUGCGCAUCACCUUCGAUGAGUUUGGCUCCGAGGGAUGCUGGUUCACCAUCAUGCCGGCCUUCAAGCUGCGCAGCCUCGGCGACCAGGUGAUGGUCGGCGACCAGGUGAUGCUGGUGUCCUCCAGCCUGGGAGCCGGGCUUGGUCUGCACUUUUCCCCCUGCCCCCUGCCCGACCAUCCGGACUCCUUUGAGGUGAAUGUGUCCACGCAGUUGACCCCCUGGACCAUUGGCCUGUACCGGUCGCACCACUCGGCUCCGAAUGCCGUGCUCAAGAGUGGCGACGUUGUGCGCUUCUACCAUGCGGAGCAGGAAAAGUUCCUCACCUGCGACCUGUAUGGCGACAUGCUGAGCGUCUUCCUCCGGUCCACCGGGCGCGCUCUCAAAACCGAGGCCACCUCCUCGCAGGCCCUCUGGCAGGUGGAGGUCAUCGGGGAUCCGGUGACGCAUCACGGCAUCGGCCGCUGGGGCAGCCUCUUUCGCUUCCGGCACCUGCCCUCCGGGGCGUACAUGGCCAUCGAUGUGGAUGCCGACACGCAAAUCGACGUGACCCGGCAGCGGCUGGACCCGGCGGCCGGGGUGGCUCGCCCGCCGCUGCAUCUGACCGUUUCGCGCAAUCCCAACGACGCCAACACCCUGUUCAUGAUGAUCCCCACCAAGGCCUCGGGCCCGGUGGGGGUGCCGCAGGACUCCUAUGUGCGCAUUAAGCACUUCAUGACCGGCACCUGGCUGCACAGCACCCGGCUGCACAUCGACCAGGCCAGCGGCAAGUCCGUGAUGCAGAAGCUGGGCGCGGCGCCGUUGCGCGACCCGCGCGAGGCCUUCGAGCUGAUCCCGGUCGAUGCCGGCGAAGUCCGGGACUUGGACCUGGCCCGCGAGUCGGGGGAAUUCCUGCGGGACUUUGCCCAGCGCUUUGUAGCCUCCAAUGUGUCCAUGUCGGAGAUCCGCCGGUGCAGCCAGAUCCUCCAGGACCUGAUCUUUUUCGUGCUGAGCGCCGACCCGGCCACCAGCAAUGCCCUGACGGUGGACGGGGCGCCGGACCGCAAUCGGCAGAAGCUCCUCCGCGAGCAGGAUGUCCUGGAUGGGCUGUUUGAAAUCCUGAAUGCGCCGUUCCUCAACCGGAAGCUGGCCCCGGGGUCCGAGCCGCCAUCCCCCUCGCGGCUGGCCCUCUCGCCGUUGGCCACCCUGUCCCUGGACUUCCUGCCGGUGCGGCUCAUCUGCCAGCUGUGCUACCGGCUGAUCCGCCAUGUGCAGAAGUCCUACCGCAAGAACCAGGAAUACAUCGCCGGGCGGUGGUUUGGCUUCAUGCAGGAGCAAAUCGGCCUCGGGAUCCUGGCCGAGGACACCAUCACCUCGCUGCUGCACAACAACCGCAAGCUCCUGGAGGCGACGCUCGGCCGGCCGGAGGUCCUGACCUUCAUCAGCCUGAUCCGGGUGAACCGCGAGGCCCAGGUACCGUGUCUGUCUGCCUGGCGCACGGGGCCCUUUCCGUGGCUCGCUUCUCUCUCGUUCUCUCGGGGCCUUGCCCGCCUGGGUGUGACGCAGAAGCUCAUUUGCGAGGCGGUUCUCGGUGAUGACAACGCCGACAUCCUCAUCCACCUGGAGCGCACGCCGCAUGGCGUGGAGCUCGCCUGGACCGCCAAGUUCGGGGCCGACUCGCUGGAGUCCCUGUCGGUGAACACCUCGCCGGAGCUGCUGGCCGCCACGGGACCGGGCGGGGGCCCGCUGGACCGGGCCCCCGGGGCCGGGGCCGGGGGCUUCUGCCCGUCGGACUUCGACCCGGAGGACAGCGCCCACCUGCUCCGGUACCUGGAGGCCCAGUUGGACCUCUUUUCGCAGAUGUCGGCCGAGCGUCAGUAUGCCGGGAUCGACAGCCUGCGCGAGCGGCUCCCCUUCGAGCUGGUGCUGGACUGCGCGUCGGACUCUCGGCUGCCGGACGAACUGCGUGCCUCCUUCGUCAAGUGCGUUUGCCUCCGGCCGUCGGUCUCCCGACGGCUGACCGGCGUUGCCGGGGGGCCGCUGUGCGAAUGCGCCGCCUCCCGGCGCGUGGUCAUCCCGGUGGGGUCCUCGCACCCGGGGCUGUCUGGCAUCGCGCUCUCGGUCAAGGCCCGGGUGCUGGAGAUCUUGGACUUCAUUUGCGACGUGCGCGUGGACUACCGGGUGUCGGUGUCCCUGUCGCAGUUCAAGUCCCAAGUGCUGGAGGCCUACCUGCCGGGGCGCGCGGUGCCGGCCUCGGCGGCGGCCGGGCCCGGGGCCAGCGGCUCGCGCUUUGCCUCCAUCCUGCCGGCCUCCCUGCGAGCCGGCAGCCGGGCCGCCGCUGUCACUGAUGGAAGUCCCCCCUCGCCGGCGGACGAGUCGGCCGGCAUCGCUCGAACGGCCUCCGCCGGCGAGCACCUCCCCCUGCUCCAUGGGUCCGAGUCGGGGCCCGGGCUGGUGGCUGCCCCGGGUGCCGGGGUCAAUGGGUCGGGCGCCGACUCGGGGCCGGCCCCGCCGGGCUGGUCCUCGCGGCGGCGCUUCCUGCCGCUCCUCCCGGCCAUGUCCACCGGCCCGGGCGACGGCCAGUCCGAUGGGCCGGAGGCCAUCCCCUUGGCCCCGCUCGCGGGGGGCAUCGCUGCCGGCCGGGAGGACGCCCCCCCCAGCCCCGGGGGUCUCCUCCAGGGGCCGGAGCUGUUCGGCGCCUCGGCCGACCGGUCGCUGGAGAUGCUGACCGAGGUGAUCUCGCGCGCGGCGGCGGCCGAAUCGGCGGCCCUGGCAGCGGCCGAGGCCAAGUCCGCCGGCGGGGCUGCCGGCACCGCGGCACCGGUCGCCCCACCGGCCGACCCGCUGGCCAAUGCCCCCGGCUGGAUGCAGUCCCGGCCGUCGGGGGCCGGUCGGUCGGGCGCCCCGCAGCGCCUGCCCUUCCGUGCCGGGCGUCGCGUGUCCCAGGAGGCGGACCCACAUGCUCCGGACAGGUUCAGCGCCCUGCAAAGCGCCGCCGCGGCCGGCGGCCCGUCGCAAUCCCUGAGCGCCCUGCGGAAUACCAUCUUCCAGUAUGCCAUCGGCGCGGAGGCCGGGCGGGGCGGGGCCCCCGAGGAGGAGGCCGGCACACGGCGCCGGCGUUCCGGAAGCCGGCGCUCGCGCGGCACCCUGCCCGCCCUGGAGUACUACGGCCUGGGGGAUGACCAGCUGGACCUGGACUCGACCCCGGGCGGGGUGGAGCUCCUGCGCAUCCUGGUGGACCUGCUGCAGUUUGUCGACCAUCCGGAGCUCACGUCGCUGGCCCUGCGCAUGCUCUUCCGGCACUUCCGCCAGCAUGCCGAGGUGGCGCACACCCUGGCCCAGGUGCAGCUGCUCAUCAGCGACCUGGACAUCCGGAAUUACCAUGAGAUCCACGACUCGAUUGACAUCCUGCGCCUGGCGGUCAAGGGCAAGGUGGCUCUCAUCUACGACCUGCAUAGCAUGGCCGCCUCGCGGUCGCCGCCGCCCAGCCCCCGGCUUGGGUCGCUCCCGUCGCCGGUGAGCGCCCCGCUGGCCAACCUCCGGGAUUUGUCCUACUCGAUGGCGGCCAUCUCCAUGCAGAAGAUCUGCGCGUCGAUGGCGGGCGGGCCGGCCACCGGGCCGGGGCUGGGCCCCGGCGGGCCGGCCUUGCACGAUGGGGCCGGGCUCCAGGCGUCGGCCUUCUCGCUGGGCGCGGCGUUGGCCCGGUCGCCCUCGGCCACGGAUCUGCUGGUGAAUGCGCUGGCCUGGUCGGCCGGCGGGCCGGCCGGGUCCGAGGCGCUGGUCCUUGGCCGGCGGGCCGGAUCCGCGUCGGGGCGCCUGCCGCCGAUGCACCACGGCCUGGCCAACAUCCUGCCGAUGCGGCACCCGCUGGUGGACCCGGAGUCCGUGCUGCCGGUGGUGGCCGCCUCGCGGGUGCUCUACAGCCGGGUGAACCGCGCGUCGCAGCGCCUGGGCCGGUACCUGGGCAUCCACGACCGGGUGCUGGACCUCCUGCGGCAUCUGUUUGUCCUGAGCCCCGGGGCUCGGGGGGGCGGCGGUGGCGGCGGCAAGGCCGGCAAGGCCGGCAGCAAGGCCAAGGCCAAGGCAGCGGCCGCGGCCGCGACGUCGGCGGUGCCCUCGACCGGGCUGCCGGGGUCCACCCCCCGGCCGCUGGCCCCCUCGACCGAGGGCUCCUUCGGGAAUGCCUACGAUCGGCUGGUGCUGGCGGCGCAGGUGCACAUCUUCCUGCAGGACUUCUGCCUGGGGAAUGCCCAAAACCAGAAGCUCCUGCUGCCGUAUGUGGAGGACCUGCUGCUGCCGGAGCUGCUGCACCAUGUGCGCAGCCGGUCGGUCGUGGCCGCGGCCCUGUCCGAGGAGGACCUGGAGCAGGCCGGGGUGGUGGGGCUGUCGGCCCUGGCCGGGCCACUUCCCCGGCAGGUGGACCUGGGCAGCAUGGCGGCCCUGGCGCCCGGCCCCGGGGGCGACGCCGAGGUCGCCGACCCCGCGUGGCCCCCGGUCGAGGCCCAUGGACGGCUGUUGGCCGGCGUGCCGGUGGCGCAGCUGUCGCUGCUGACCCUGGCCCGGGUGUUUGCCAAUAGCCCGGCCCUGUGCUCGGCCGUGUCGGAGCCGGCGCUGCUGUCGCUGUUGGGGCUGCUGCUGCCGGAGGCAUGGCCCAAGCUCGGCGUGGUGGCCGGUGCCGCCCGGUCGGCGGGGGAGCCCGCCCCGGCGGAGGGCCUGCUGCCGGUCAUGGCCGACCGGUCGAGCGUGGUGGCCCUGCUGCGGACGCUGGUCUCGACGGCCGGCACGCCCAUCCGCCGGAACCAGGACAUCGUCCUGGCGGCGCUGAACUCGUCCAUCCUGCCGGAGCUCCAGCAGGCCGGGCUGCUGCCGGCCGGCCUGGCGGCGCCCGGCCAGCUGACCGCCCCCGGCUUCGUGGAUCUGCCCUCGCUGGAGGGGGUCAUCCGGCUGGUGGAGCUCUCGCGCGAUGGGGACCCGGUGACGGCGCGCCUGGCGGCCGAGCGCCUGGCCCUGCACGUGUCGCUGGUGCACCUGCUGGCCGACUGCUCGACGGGCAAGAACACCUUUGCCCAGGUCCGCUGCCAGAGCAUCCUCGGCAUCGAGGAGCUGGUGAUGGUCCUCACGCAUCCGCUGGCCACGAUGCCGGUGAAGCACGCCUACGUGACCUUCCUGACGGCGGUCUACAUCAACUCGGACAUCGACACCAAGGAGUGGAUCGCCGGGCCGCUGCUGUGGAGCCUGCUGUCCAGCGUCACCGGGGAUCUGGCCGGGUGCAAUCGCGGCCGCUGGGCCGCGGCCGAGUUGACCUCCUACUGCUCGUCGUCCAUGAUGCACUGUCUGGGGGCGCUGUUUUGCUCGCCGGCCGGGGCGGCCGCCGGGCCGCCGCUGCACCACCAGAUCCAUGUGUUCCCCCACUCGGCGCAGCAUGCGGUCUUGCAGUCGCUCCUGUCCGGGCUCAUCGGGCUGACCGAGUGUGACUGGCUGUCGGUCAAGGCCCGCGUGGACCUGGAGGCCACCCUGCGCUUGGUGUAUGACUUCUUCACGGCCCGGCGCCUGUCGGUCAAGUCCGGCCUGCGCUCGGCCCUGCAGUUGGUCCUGUCGCACCGGGCGGCCCCGGGAGCGAGCGUGCGCCGGCGCCGGCUCAAGGAGCAGCGCCGGCCCCGGGCCCCGCGCGACACCACCCUCCUGGCCGCGGUGCGGGCCAUCAACCGGCACUUUGCGGCCUUCGUCCAGCACCAGAAUGCGGACCUGCAUCGGCCGCUGAUCGCCGCGCAGCAGGCCGUCCUGGUGGAGCUCUUCCACUCGCCGGCCUUCCUGGGGACCAGUCUCUUUAUCAUCGCCCACAUCCGGUCGGAUCAUGGGCAGCUGGUCCGGGCGGAUGUCCUGCGCGUGGUGCUGAAGCUGCUGGUGCCGCCGCGGCUGUGUGCCGUGGCCGCGGCGUACGCCUGCCGGCAGCUGGACCUGCUGUUCGGCUCGCGGGUGGGCGAUGGCCGCGGCUUGGAGGCCUUUGUCCCGGCGGCGGGCGGCGGGUCGCCGGUCCUCGGGUCGCCGGGGCCCGGGUCCUCGCCGACCGUGGCCGUGGACAUGUCGGCGCUGGGCCGGUCGGGCGGCCGGCGGUCGCGGCCGGCCGCCUCGCGCCCCGGCCCGGCGCAUGUCCUCAUGCAGCCGCUGAGCCUGACCCAAGUGCAAUUGGCGCUCAACCAUUGCGGCGUGCCGGGGCUCAUUGUGGACCUGGUGGCCGUGCAGGUGCGUCUCCGGCUGUCGCUCAAAUCCCCGGCCCUCACCUUCUGGGACAUUGCCCGGCUGGGCAUCGCCAUCCUGGAGGGGGGCAAUUCGGCGGUCCAGCAGGCCAUCUACCGGCGGCUGUCCGGGGACCUGCUGGAUGCGGCCGGCUCGGCCGGGGACUUCUUCCAGGUGCUCGGGGGGUUCAUGCGGGCGGCCAUCUUCGAUCUGGACCUGACCGGGGCCCGGUCCCUGCCGGCCGGGCCCGGGGGCGUGUCCCUGCCGGCCAGCGCGCCGGUCGGCCUGUCCCUCAGCAGCCUGUCCUCCCUGCGGUCCGGGGCGGUGUCCUUCUCGAUGUUGGAUUUGACCGAUGCCUCGCUGGCCGACUCGCCGGAUGCCGGGCUCUUGGCGGAUGCCGGGGCCGAUGGGGCGUCGGCCGGCGGGUCGGCCGGGGGUGCCGGCGGCCUGGCCGGUGCCCCGGGGGACCGGCGCACCGUCAGCGGCACGCGGUCCUCGGUGCCGGCCGAAACCCGCAACAUCGAGCUGGUGCUGCGCUUCCUGCAGCUCCUGUGCGAGAACCACACGCGGAACUUGCAGUGCCUGCUCCAGCGCUACGGCCUGGUCCGGCUGACGGCCGAUCUCUUCACCACCCUUUGCACCUACAGCACCGGGUCCUUCGGGGUGCUGGGGUUCAUCUCCAAUGACAGCCGGCUGGCCUUGGUCAACCAGGUGCUCAACACGCUGACCGAGUUCUGCCAGGGCCCGUGCCAGGAGAACCAGCUCACCAUCGCCACGUACGAUAGCCCCGCCUUUGAGAUCGCCAACAACAUCAUCACCAGCUGCCCGGAUGCCCUGCCGGCCGACCGGCAGGUGGCCCUGCUCCAGGUGAAGGCCAAUGUGCUGAACUUCCUGCUGUCGACCAUCGAGAGCCGCAAGACGGCCUUGGUGGCGGUCGGCGGCCCGGGCGGGGCACGCGGCGCCGGGAGCCCCACCAGCGCCGCUCCCCCGGCCCCGACCACGCUGGCCGAGCUGGCGGCCAUCUUCACCGGGGAGCUCUACUCCGAGGACCCGGUGGUCAGCAAGCUGCUGUUCUACAUCGACCUGCCGGCCUUCACCCGGACGCUGGGCGGGAUGUUCGAGCUGUACCAGCUGUGCACACGGCUGCUGGGGUCGGCCCUGUUGCAUGCCGGCGGGCAGGCCCUGUCGGGCGAGGAUGCGCCCAAGUCCGGGGCCCAGCCGGCCGCCGGGGGCUCCUCCUCCUGCUCCUCCUCCUCCUCCCCCCUGGGGGACAAGGCCACCGGCGACAAGUCCGGUCCCGAUGGCAAGCCCACCGACAAGAUGGAUGACGAGGCCCACGGGGCCGGGUCCUCCUCGGCGCGCAUCAUGUCCCAGCGCCUGCAGCAGCUGCAGCAAUCGUCGUCCGCCAACUUGAUGGUGCAUGCGGAUGAUCUGGAGCUUCCGGCCCAGCCGGCCUCGGCGUCGGAGAUCUCCGCCCUGGCCGGGAUGCUGGGGCUGGGGGCCGAAUCGCGCGAGUCGCGGCUGCUGUCCUCGGCCUCGGCCGAUCUGAUCCGGGCCAUCCAGCUGAACAGCCGCCAGGCCGCGCACCUGGUCUUCCUGCUGCUCUGCCAUUUGCAGCCCGGCACGCCCGGCCGGCUGCCGCUGGCGGCGUCGCUGGCCGAUGCGGCGGAUGCCGGGGCCGGGGCCCGGCCGCUGGCCGACCUCUCAGCCAGCGAGUACUUCGCGCGGAACACCGGAUCCAUCGAGAUCGUGGUGCACAACGAGCUGGAGCGCGUGUACUUCCCCAUCCCGCCGGUGUGCCGGUUCAUCACCGAGGAGUCGCGGCUGCAUGUGCUGAACAAGACCGAGCGCGAUGAGCAGGGCAGCAAGGUGCCGGACUUCUACCGGCAAAUUGACACCCUGUACCAUGAGAUGCUGUGGCAGAACCAGCUCCGGAAGAGCCCGGUGCUGUUUGGCUUCGCGCGGAACUUCGUCAACUGGAAGCACAUUGCCUUCGGCCUGGCGGUGGUCAUCAACCUGCUGCUGGCCUCCUUCUACCCGAUUGAUGCCCUGUCGCCGGGGGUCGGAACGGCGGCCUGGUGGCUGCUGACCGUCCUGGGCGGGGUGCAAAUCCUGAAUGCGGCCAUCGUGCUGGUCAGCUACCUGAUCAAUUACGGCGCGCUGCUCAUGCGGCAGGGGCGCCUCUUCCGGAAUCUGCUGCUCGGCUACCACUUCUUCUAUUUGCUGCUGUGUGUGCUGGGCUUCACGGUGCAUCCCUUCUUCUAUGGGCCGCUGCUGUUUGACAUUGUCGUGCGCGAUGAGACCCUGCGGAAUGUCAUCCGCUCGGUCACGCGCAACGGCCGGUCCAUCCUGAUGACGGCCUUCUUCGGGCUGAUCAUCGUGUACAUGUUCUCCCUGGUGGCGUUUGUCGGCUUGCGCGAUGACUUUGUCAUUGAGCUCAGCGAGCAGGAUGAAGAGCGCUCAUGCGACACGCUGGUUGCCUGUCUGCUGACCUCGCUCAAUCACGGCCUGCGCAAUGGCGGCGGCAUUGGCGAUGCGAUCCAGCCGAACUCCCUGCAGAGCAGCUCCUUCCCCUACCGGUUCCUCUUUGACAUGCUCUUCUUCUUCGUGGUGAUCAUCAUCGUGCUGAACCUCAUCUUUGGUGUGAUCAUCGACACCUUCGCGGACCUGCGUUCGGAGAAGAAUGAGCAGGAGGAGAUCCGUCGGAAUACCUGCUUCAUUUGCGGGCUUUCACGCAACAGCUUCGAGAACCGGUCUCUCACCUUCGAGGCGCACACCCUGCAGGACCACAACCUGUGGAACUACCUGUACUUUGUGGUUCACCUGUGGACCAAGGACUCCACCGAGUACACCGGCCCGGAGAGCUAUGUCUUCGAGCGCCUGCAGCACUCGGCCAAGGGCGGCGGGGCCGAUGCCCAGGGGCGCCACCACCUGGACUGGGUGCCCCGGCUGCGGACCAUCGCCCUGGAGGAGGAUGGCAGCCCGGGCUCCGGGGGGGGUGGGGCGUCGGCGGCGGCGGCGGCCGCGGCGGCGGCCGUGGCCGCGGCCAACGGCGAGGACGGCGGCCCGGCCGGCUCCGGGGACCCGGACGCCGGGGACCCGGCCGGCUCCGCCGGUGGCCCGGACGACGCGUCGACGCACCAGAUGGCCAGCGCGGCCUUCCGCAUGUCGAUGCAGAUCGGCACGUCGCUGCGGCAUCUGCAGGACGUGGUCAGCAGCGUGGCCGCCCACACGCACUCCCUCCGGCACCAGGACCUGGAUCGGCAGCGGGACCGCCUGCGCCGGCAGAUGCGUCUGUCCGGCGGCGGGGGGGGCCCCGGCGCGGGGCCGGCGGCAGAUGCCGGCGUCCCCCGACCUGCAUGGUAG
Messenger RNA from Fonticula alba, 10332 nucleotides. RefSeq lists its product as hypothetical. The transcript has 22 exons. Lineage: Eukaryota; Rotosphaerida; Fonticulaceae. Bases 1 to 10332 code for a protein of 3443 amino acids. Gene Ontology annotation, biological process: calcium ion transmembrane transport. Gene Ontology annotation, cellular component: endoplasmic reticulum; membrane. Gene Ontology annotation, molecular function: inositol 1,4,5-trisphosphate-gated calcium channel activity; inositol 1,4,5 trisphosphate binding. The record is from RefSeq and is a predicted model, not a curated record.